AUGCCUCCUCGUGCCAUCGCCAGUCCUAAGAAGAAACGAUCUGGCAAGCACAAAGGAUCCGAUGCUUCAAAGGCCAGCUUGCCAAAGAAGUCUCGGGCUGCAGACAUUGCUGAGGUACCCAGCAUGGUACCCCUCAUGUCCCUCGGCCUGACUGGAGCAGAAGCAGAACAAAAUGCUCCCCAGUGUUCUGGUCGCCCUAAUGCGGGAACUGGAGGUAGGAAUGCGCAACUGGAGAAGAUUGGAUCAGUACUGCAAUCUAAGCCUCGGACUCAAGAACGUAAGGGUACGACGUCCCUUGGUCCCAAUGUUCCAGUCAAUCCUCAAGCCCCAGAACCGCGUCGUAAAGGUCGAAAGAAUCAUUCAAAGGCAGUUCCUCCACCCUACAGCUCACUUGUUAGGGAUGCUCCAGAUGCCCUAGCCAAGGAUAUUAUCGCCACAGGGCCCAGCUUUACAUCCCAGCAACCUGGUGGAAGGUUUGGAUUUGCUGCUCCAACAGAAAUAGCUCAUUCCGGUACUGCUCAGCCAAAUAUUCAGGCAUUGCACAACCCCAACAAGCUCGAGAUGCCAUUGCCAAGCAAUGAGCUUGAGACACCAUUGCUGAGCAACGAGCUCGAGACGCCAUUGCCGAGCAAUGAGCUCGGGACGCUAUCGCUGAGAAGCGAACUUGGGAUGCAAUUGCUGAGCGGCAUACCCAGAACGCUGUCUCUGAAUAUCCAGCGGUUUUGCCGAGGUCUGGCUCAGCGUUGUCUGACGUCAUUUGAAUCCGAGGAUAGUGACUCUAAAGGCUGUAGCAGUGAUGACAGCGAUGGCAGCGAUGAUAAAGAUGCUGACGAAGAGGACAGCGGAGAGGAUGAUGAGGAGGAGGGGGGAAAUGACGACAUGGUCAAGAGCUCACAGCAGUUUGGUUGGGGGGAGGCUGGCCGAUGCCAGAAAGAACACCCAGGAUUUGUGGAGGAUGUACCACCUUCGCAAUCUCCAGUCGCUCGCCCUCUCACACCUGAAAUUCAGUUUCAGUACUCGCGUGAUGAAGAUGAUGUAGUUGCCCAGAUGAGCCUUGAUAAAACCUCGCGGAACGAAAGCUCUCAGGACCCUCCGGAUAUCUCACCAGGACUGCAGCGGCAAGCAUCCCAACAUAUUGAGACCAUCACCUCGAAGCCUGACAAUGUACUGCAAUGCCACCAUAAGAAAAAUGGAAAGCCACGUCUUCCUGACCCUGAAUCCCUCAAACUGCUGAAUCAAGUGUCCGAGUGUGAUGUUCAGCCAUCGAAAAUCAAAAAGUCCAGGUCAUCGCGUGGUGGGCCAACACCCAAUCAAUUAUCUUGGUACGGACCACGCUGGAAAAGUUUUCUGGAGGACACCAAAGUAGAAUGUCGUGCGCAACACGCCCUGGAGAACCCAUUUCCAACUUUGGUGAAGAAUCUUCCAGGAACAAUCACUGAAGUUCUCAUUGCAGUAUUGGUUGUGUGGGAUAUGAACGGUAAACAAUUUGAAGCUGGGGUUUGGCCAGAACAAAAAUUUAAUAUGACUCGGUUGCUGUACGAUGAUCUUUCGACUUGGCGAUAUGACUUGAAGAAAACUGCCAUAAGCAUUGCACCAGUAUCAUAUUCGCUUAUUCCUCCGCUUUCUGUCCCCGUUCAGGAACGUGCUGCUUGGGUCGAGCACGCUGCUGCUGAAUUGAUCAAGGAAGCAUUCUUCUUACGCUUUGGGGUGGACGAUCAGGGGAGAACACGAAACUUCGCUCGUCCCGCCCUUCGUGAAGCCGUCAUCAUAUUCUUUUACACAGGACCAUAUCAAAUCGCACAAAAGAUGCCGGAGACCUUUAGCAAGGAAUUGCCACUCUCAUGUUUGGCUUUGGUAGCUGCAGCGUUCAAUUGUGUCUUUGACGGUCUUGUGAAAAACGGACAUGGGAAGUCAUACCCAAACUUUUCCACCAAGGACUAUGGCCCCGUCUAUUGUCGGAUGCUCAAAUUGCUCAAACAUAUCCUUGAGGAUGCGUAUCAUGGGCCUAGGCUGUCAGCUCAACUGCGAGAAUGGGCUGCAGCGGGAUGGGCUGCAGCUAUGAAUCUCGAAGGAGUUGUUGAGGCGAGACACGACCACCUGCAGAUUCUUCUUGACUAGAAGCUUCGUAUUCCCGCUCCCCCGUUUAUAUCAA
Messenger RNA from Suillus discolor, 2152 nucleotides. RefSeq lists its product as uncharacterized. Lineage: Eukaryota; Fungi; Basidiomycota; Agaricomycetes; Boletales; Suillaceae. The record is from RefSeq and is a predicted model, not a curated record. The coding region runs from base 1 to 2118 and encodes 705 amino acids. The transcript is spliced from 13 exons.